UUGAGACGAAGAGGGCCUGCUAUUUCUUCCAUUCAGCUGAGGGGUCAUAGAGCUGCUGUUCAGAACAUUGCAGCACAACCAAUUCAGCAGAACACCAGCAAAAAAAAAGAAGGAGAAGCAUAUAGUUUCUUGGUCUCAAGAGGUGAGGUCUUCAUUUUUUCUGAAGUGCCGAAACAAAAGGAAAAGCAUAUUGUUUCUUGGUCUCAAGGGGUUACUCAGAGGAACAUGCUGACAGUAUACCCUAAAGGUAUACAUUUUGACUCAUCCAAUUACAACCCACUAAUCGGAUGGACACAUGGAGCACAAAUGGUUGCAUUCAACAUGCAAAAAAUUGGUCAAGAAGAAGAUAUAACCCAAAAUUCAUAUGGGUUACGGCAGAUCACUUUGGUUGAUGCAUGGCGACCUCACUGCCACCAGCUACUUUGCUUGCUUAAUCUGAAGCGGAAGGAUGGCCAAGCGAUUCCCAGUCGGAAGGGAGAUCUGGUAGCCGUGGAGAUACUGGGGGUUAUGAGUUGUGGCGCGAGAGCGGGAUUGAAUUUAAGGGGGUUGGCAGUGAACGGAAAAAAUUAUGACUGA
This is a messenger RNA of Striga asiatica, 576 nucleotides long. The record is from the annotation of a GenBank genome assembly. NCBI's taxonomy places the organism in Eukaryota, Viridiplantae, Streptophyta, Magnoliopsida, Lamiales, Orobanchaceae.